This is a messenger RNA of Punica granatum (pomegranate), 1772 nucleotides long. The record is from RefSeq and is a predicted model, not a curated record. NCBI's taxonomy places the organism in Eukaryota, Viridiplantae, Streptophyta, Magnoliopsida, Myrtales, Lythraceae.
AAACUAUUCACCACUGCAGACGGCAUUCAAGUUCAAUCUUUCAGUGCUUUUAUUUCACAAAAUCAAGAACCUGACAGUGCUAUUAUUAGACUUCUCACACACCUUCAAGUCAAAUAUCCCGCGAACCCGGAUCAUAAAGGUGGUAUAUAUGAGAGCUUAACGUGGCGCUGGGACGAGAUUAACGAUUCGGGUGUGGGGAAAAAAUGAAAACUUUGGUUGUUCUUGCAUUCAUCUCGGUGCUCUGCUCCUCUGCCGCCGCAUAUGAUCCUUUGGAUCCAAAUGGGAACGUUACGAUCAAAUGGGACAUCAUGUCUUGGACCCCCGACGGCUAUGUGGCGACCGUGACAAUGAACAACUUCCAGAUGUACCGGCACAUAAUGAGCCCGGGGUGGACCCUGAGCUGGUCAUGGGCAAAGAAGGAGGUGAUAUGGUCAAUGGUGGGUGCCCAGACCACAGAGCAAGGGGACUGCUCCAAGUUCAAGGGCAACGUACCCCAUUGUUGCAAGAAGACACCCACGGUUGUGGACCUCCUCCCUGGGGUGCCCUACAACCAGCAGUACACCAACUGCUGCAAGGGUGGGGUUGUUGCCGCCUGGGGCCAGGACCCGUCUGCUGCUGUCUCGGCCUUCCAGGUCAGUGUCGGGCAGGGUGGCACCUCCAACAAGACAGUCAAGCUGCCCAAGAACUUCACUCUCCUCGGUCCGGGACCAGGCUACACUUGCGGACCUGCCAAGGUUGUGCCCUCCACCACUUUCCUGACCCCUGACCGCCGCCGCAAGACCCAGGCUCUCAUGACAUGGAAUGUGACGUGCACGUAUUCACAGUUCCUAGCGAGGAAGAACCCGAGUUGCUGCGUUUCCUUCUCGUCCUUCUACAAUGAGACAAUCACUCCUUGCCCUUCCUGUGCCUGCGGAUGCCAAAACAAGCAUAGCUGUGUCAGGAAAGACUCGAAAAUCCUGAGCAUAACAGGGGUAAACACGCCUCGGAAGGACAACGCACCGCUGCUGCAGUGCACGCACCACAUGUGCCCAGUGCGGGUGCACUGGCAUGUGAAGCUCAACUACAAAGACUACUGGCGGGUUAAGAUUGCCAUCACGAACUUCAACUACCGAAUGAACUACACACUCUGGAGCCUCGUGGUCCAGCACCCGAACCUCAACAACGUGACUCAGGUCUUCAGCUUCGAUUACAAGCCCCUCGUCCCCUACGAGUCCAUAAAUGACACGGGAAUGUUCUACGGGAUGAAAUACUACAAUGACCUGAUGAUGGAGGCAGGCCCGUUCGGGAACGUCCAAUCCGAGAUACUUAUGAGGAAGGACAAGAACACUUUUAGCUUCAAGCAAGGGUGGGCGUUUCCCCGCAAGGUGUACUUCAACGGUGAUGAGUGCAUGCUCCCCCCACCAGACACUUACCCCUUCUUGCCCAACUCCGUCCAUCGAUCUCCAGUCUCAUUCUCGGCAUUACUGAUCUCAAGCUUGGUUCUCUUCCUAGUGACGGGCCACUUCAACAUUUGAUGUGAGAUUGUUUUCGUUUGUCCUGUUAUGUCCGAGUUUGCGAAAGAGUCUUCCGGGGUUCUGAAGACAGAAAUAUGGGAAGAUAGGGAUACAUACAUUCACAUUCUUUUGUGAGUUUAAAUAGUUCCUGUGAGAGUUUUUAGCAAACAGCCGAUGUUUUGUCGAACAGAAAGAAAACAGGACUCAGAGUUGUCAGCUUCUCAUCUGUGAUUUCUGUCUCUGUAUAAUGGAAUCAAUGAAUCAGUAGAAUCAUGACGA